Molecule: messenger RNA, 816 nt
Organism: Pogonomyrmex barbatus (red harvester ant)
Lineage: Eukaryota; Metazoa; Arthropoda; Insecta; Hymenoptera; Formicidae
Gene: Spase12
Product: Signal peptidase complex subunit Spase12
Biological process (GO): protein targeting to ER
Cellular component (GO): membrane; signal peptidase complex
Source: RefSeq, a predicted model, not a curated record
GUAUCUGCGCAUUCGACCACGUCUCGUGUCUCGAAUCCAAGUGCUCGAAAGUGAGCGUCUCCGUUGAUUCUCUCGUCGCCACGUAUUCGUCACGAUGAACGCAUGGAUGCAGUAUUUCAAAUCUAUCCCGACGCAUAUGGAUUACGAUGGUCAAGCUAGAGCGGAGAAACUAUCUCGAGUCAUAAUAACGUUAUUCGGAGUGGUUGGCUUAAUUUGGGGAUAUGCCAUUCAGCAAUUCUCACAGACAAUUUAUAUUUUGGGUGCUGGAUUCGUUAUGGCUGCAUUGAUUACUGUACCUCCGUGGCCUAUGUACCGCCGCAAACCAUUGGAUUGGCAAAAACCACAAUCUGAAGUUAUCACAAAGCUUAAGAAAAAGAAAUAAUUGCUAAGCAUAUUUAUAAUAUCUUAAAUCAGAAUUUUUAAUGUAAUAUUUUGUUCAUCGAUACGAAUUUGAUUGUUGAGGGUGCAAAUGUGUGCAUACCAUUGAGCAUUUAUUUUCAUGCAAUUAUGAUAUGAAAAUUCCUAAUGUAUGAAUACAUAUUGGAAUAAGUAUGAAUGCAUUUCAGAUUUCUUUCUUUUUUGUAAGAUACACUCGUGUUAACUAUAUUUUUUUUGGCUGUAAAAAUAUGAAUGAAUCAUAAAAUCAUAUUGCAUUUACAUGCAAAAAAUGUAUUUAUAAACUUAGAUAAUAAUUCUAUAAAUAAAGAUAAAUCAGAGAACUUUAAAGUGUAGUUGAUAAGAUUUUUUAUAUUAAUUCGAUUGUUAAGGAAAUAAACUGUAAAUCUGUUACUUAUAAAUUAUAUAUGAUAAAAAUAA